Messenger RNA from Vanessa atalanta (red admiral), 2749 nucleotides. Its product is annotated as glucose dehydrogenase [FAD, quinone]-like. The transcript has 3 exons. The coding region runs from base 86 to 1912 and encodes 608 amino acids. NCBI's taxonomy places the organism in Eukaryota, Metazoa, Arthropoda, Insecta, Lepidoptera, Nymphalidae. The record is from RefSeq and is a predicted model, not a curated record. Gene Ontology annotation, molecular function: ecdysone oxidase activity; flavin adenine dinucleotide binding.
UAUGAUUGACAUCCUGACGUAAGAAAAGAUAUUAAAUUGUUUUUUAAUUUACGUAACGUUAUGUAACUCGAAGAAGUAGAACAAAAUGGAAAAUUUAGAAACACAAAUAUCAUCUAUGUGUCCAUUGCCAUUCAGUGGAAUAGCUGGAGAAAUAUUCUUAAAAGCUGUGUCAACAGUGGUUGCUGUACAUUGUACGAUAUUGGAUGACUUCCAUUGGCCACCCGAUAACUCUCGAGAAAUCCUUGAAGAAGGUUCGGGCAUAUCAUUUGAUUUCAUAGUAGUCGGUGCAGGAACAGCAGGUUCUUUGCUGGCAAGCCGUUUAUCAAAUGCUUUUCCAUCAUGGAAAAUAUUAUUGAUAGAAGCUGGUGACGACCCUGGCAUUGAUACUGAGAUACCGGCAUUUUUAUUCUUAAAUCAAAAUUCAAGCAACGACUGGUCUUACAAAACGCACCCAGAUGGCAACAGUUGUUUAGGUUUUAAAGACAACAGUUGCAUAUGGAGCAAAGGUAAAGGGCUGGGUGGAUCAAGUUCAAUAAAUGCUAUGAUUUAUCUUCGCGGCCAUCCUAAGGAUUACGCAGAGUGGUACAAUCUAGGUAACCCUGGUUGGGACUAUGAAAAUCUCGUAACUCACUUCAACGAACAAGAGGCACUUUUCAAAAUCACAGAUCCUGAGUUUAAAGGUUAUGACAAUGAAUGGUACAAAAUUCUCGACAAUGCAUGGAAUGAAUUAAACUUCACAUCACACAACUAUGAAAGCCACGAAGCUAUCAUUGGAACUAAAAAGACACGUCUAUUGACACAAAAUGGAAAACGUAUGAAUACUGCAAAACAAUAUUUCAAAGAAACUGAUAAAUUAUUUGUUAUGAAAAAUACACUUGUUGAAAAGGUAAUUAUAGACCCUCUAAAUAAACAAGCCUCUGGUGUAGUAGUGAAGCAUAAAAGCGGUAUCAUAAUGAACAUAACUGCAAAUAAAGAAGUAAUCUUAUCGGCUGGUUCGAUCGCCACCCCGCAAAUACUUAUGAUGUCGGGAAUCGGACCAAAGUCGCAUCUAGAUGAAAUUGGUAUUGAAUGCCAUCAAAAUUUAAAAGUAGGGCAGAAUUUACAAGAUCACGUCCUCCUUCCUCUGUUUUUGAAAACGAAUAUGAAUAUGACCACAUCAACCGAUGUUAUAAAUAUACUUCUGCUUCAGUAUAUGCUAACUAAAACUGGUCCAUUCUCUAACAUCGGUUUAACUGACUAUAUGGGUUUUAUUGACACAGAGAGAAAUUUGGAUUAUCCUGAUAUUCAAUUCCACUAUUUCUAUUUUACUAAAAAUGAUAAUUUCGUUUUAAAACCUUAUCUCGAAGGGCUCGGAUAUAAAAUUGAAAUCAUCGAAGCAAUAGAAGAUUUGAAUAAAGAGCACGAUUUUUUGGGUAUUUAUCCUACACUUCUGCGUCCCAAAUCUACAGGUGAGAUACUUCUGCCAAAACGACCCUUAACAGCGCCUAUUAUAAAGGCUAAUUAUUUUCAACAUCCUGACGAUGUACGUACAUUCUUAAGAGCUAUUGAUUUUGUCCACAAACUUGAAAAAACCUCCAUUUUGCGCGAAAUGGGAAUUGAAUUACUGAACGUUAGCAUCCGAACAUGUAAUGAACAUUUAUUCAAUACGGACAACUAUUGGCGGUGUUAUAUAAGUCAUAUGGCGACUACUAUUUACCAUCCCGUUGGUACCGCUAAAAUGGGUCCACGAAACGACGUCAAUGCUGUUGUAAAUCACGAUUUACAAAUUCACGGAAUUUCAAAUUUUAGAGUUGUCGAUGCAAGUAUCAUGCCUACCAUACCGGGAGGUAACACUAUGGCUGCGACAUUAGUGAUAGCUCGAAAAGCUGUUGACAUUAUAAAAAAGCAUUACGAUAGCAAAGAUGAACUAUAACUGUUAAAAUCUCAAAUUAUUUCAACAUGAAUUUUGAUUAUAUAAUAAGAUAUGUAUAUUUUUAAUAAAUAAGUGUAAUGUAUCUUAGUUGUUUAGUUUGCGUUGUAUAUUAUUCAUAAAGUAGCUUUCAGACAUUUUUUUCAAUAUGUCACAUAUAUGUGAUAUACAUAUUAAUCUAAAACGUUAAGAAAUAUUAAGGCUUUGUAUUAAAUUAAGUUAAACUUGUCACUGUACAAACACAAACAUGCCGAAUGGAAAAUGACACAUAAAAUUAUGUAAUUAUGAAAAAUUAAAAAUACAUUCUUAGUUUAAAUGUCGAUGUCAGGUCAGAAAUGCCAUAUGUGAAGUUAGAGGGCAGAACUCAGAAGUCUCUGACACUUGCGUUGUGCAUAAUUUAACAUUAUUAUGAAAUUUUUCAUCGGAGAACUUUAUAAGCAAUACAUACUAUAAUUAUAUAUGUACAUAUAAUCUUAUUGAAUUUGGUAAAAAGAUAUAGAGUAAUUAAAUUAAUAAAUGCAGUGUAGGCAGGGCCACGCGAGAUUGGCCGACGGUUUUUAAAAGAUCACAGGAAACCGUUUGAUUCGGGUAGAGCAAGUUCGGCCCACGUGAAAAUCUUUGGGGGAAACCUGUGUCCAGCAGUGGACGUCUCCCAGCUGACAUGAUGAAGAUGAUGAAAGUGAAUAUUUCAGUAUUUUUUAAUUAACAAAAUGAUACUUGAUCUUUCUUCCUUGCUUCCUGCAAAAACCAUUUAGUCCUGGUCAGAUCAGUCAAUACUUUCAGAAAACCCUAACCCUCCACAUUUUCUUUUCCUUUUAUAUUGUUCUUUAUUUCUCCGAU